Molecule: messenger RNA, 707 nt
Organism: Eucalyptus grandis
Lineage: Eukaryota; Viridiplantae; Streptophyta; Magnoliopsida; Myrtales; Myrtaceae
Product: monooxygenase 2-like
Exons: 2
Coding region: 45-692 (215 amino acids)
Source: RefSeq, a predicted model, not a curated record
GGGUCAUGGUUUUGACCAUGGCCAUGUGUUUCAACAUUUUGUGAAUGUGGGCAAGAGGGCAGGUUUUUAUUGCUCUCAAUGAUAAGGAAGUGUUCUGGUUCUUCAUAGCGGUGUGUCCUCCUAAAGGUAUGGAAAAAGGAGCAGAUCCAGAAAUGAUACAAAGGAAGGUGAUGGAAAAUUUGGCAAAGGACUUCCAACCCGUGUACCUCGAUGUCGUCAAGCACUCCGAUCUUUUGAGUUUGACAUGGGCGCCACUGAUGUUCCGAUAUCCUUGGGACAUUUUGUUUGGAAACCUAGUCCGAUCAAAUGUCACGGUGGCUGGAGACAAUGCACCCGAUGACUCCCGACUUGGGCUAGGGGGGCGUUUGGCUCUCGAGGAUGCGGUGGCAUUGGGUAGGCACCUCGGGGACUCAAUUGCCAAGCACGGCAAACUGGUGACCAGAGAUAUCGGAUUUGCUAUUGGGAGGUACGCAAAGGAGAGGAGAUCGAGGGCGGCGACACUGAUAACAACAUCGUACUUGUUGGGAUGGGUGCAACAAGAUGGGUCUAGUCAAUUCAUGAGGUUCCUAAGAGAUGUCGUAUUCUAUGGGCUCCUCUUGGGUAGAGUAGUGAAUGGUUUUAUAGGAUAUGAUUGUGGGAAGCUUCCUGGUGUAUCCUCUUUGCCUUCAUGUGAAUCCGAAAACUCCAUCUAAUUAUGGAGUUGCAAA